AUGCAAGAUUCCGAAAUAUAUAAUUAACCACAAUAAGUUCUUUACAGAGAACAAUAACAUUAAUUUAUAGAAAAUGUAAUUCCAAGAGUUUAAAAUAAUAGAAAAAAGGCAAAGCUGGAACCAAUUUAAAAUAUAAAUAAUAGUUUUAUUUACUAAGUGGAACUUAAAAAUAAAGUAGAUUGUAUUAUUUGUUUGCAAUAAAUGCUUGAAAAAUCAAAUAAAGAUCCUAUAGUUUAGUUAAGAUGUCAUACGAGUCAUAUUUUUCAUAAGUUAUGCAUUACAGAAUGGUUGAACUAGAAUAAAAAAUGUCCUAUUUGCAACAAAGAAUUUAAAUGA
Messenger RNA from Paramecium sonneborni, 336 nucleotides. Lineage: Eukaryota; Ciliophora; Oligohymenophorea; Peniculida; Parameciidae. The record is from the annotation of a GenBank genome assembly.